This is a messenger RNA of Acanthochromis polyacanthus (spiny chromis), 3024 nucleotides long. Its product is annotated as zinc finger protein 773-like. Gene Ontology annotation, biological process: regulation of transcription by RNA polymerase II. The record is from RefSeq and is a predicted model, not a curated record. The transcript has 3 exons. The coding region runs from base 244 to 1392 and encodes 382 amino acids. Lineage: Eukaryota; Metazoa; Chordata; Actinopteri; Pomacentridae. Gene Ontology annotation, molecular function: DNA-binding transcription factor activity, RNA polymerase II-specific; RNA polymerase II cis-regulatory region sequence-specific DNA binding.
GGAACUGAUUCAGUUUGUACUUCCGGAGGUCGUGGAUUGUUUUGUUGCGUUCACAGUUGUGCUUUGUAAUGUUGUUUUUGUUUGUUGAUUGUUUUUUAGCCGUUACACCGCUUCGGGCACCAUAAAAGAAAAUAUUUUCCAGACACAGUGACCAUAUUGACGAUUUGUUGGACUUCUGGGACGUUUAAAUGGAAAAUUAUAACGUACGGAGUUAGCAGCUAAUGUAGCUAACGUUAGCUGUUUAUGUUGAAGCUAACUUCACGGCUAGCUUGCAGGAUGUCUAAACUUGACCGUUUGAAUGCCCGUGUGGCCAAACUACUGACAGAAGCAGUGCAGGAGGUUCUGGAGGCGGUGAAGGAGACGGUGUCUGAGUACCAGGCCAAAACUGCCAGAACACAGAGAGAGAAUGAGAGUCUGAGGAGGAAACUGCAGGAGCUUCAGGACAGGAUAUCCAAAGAAAGCACUCCUGUUCUAUCUACGAGCGAGCCAUUACUUGACGUUAAUGACGACACAGAGAAUCAUGAACAGGAUUUGAGCCUCAGUCAGAGGCUUAAUUCAGAUGUCACUGUCACGGAGCAAAAUGUGGUAAACAGCCACAUAGUUGAUGUAAAGCAGGAAUCCAGGGAGCCAGAGAGCCACACUGAUACUCAGUCACAAACUGACUGCAAAUUGGCUCAAAAAUCACCAGAGCAUUGCGUAGCACAGCCAGAUGUUAUCAAGGAUGCAGCGACUGGCCACACAUCACACAGUGCAAACAGGGACACCAGCUCAGUCUCAUCAAAUAACGUGUGCAGCUCUUACUCUGGCAGUCUGUUUGGGGUAAACUUGGCUGCCAUAAAAAGAGAAUCGAACCCAACAGAAUGCACAACAUCAGAGCAACCAUCUGCUCCAGAACAAUACACCGGAUGUGUGGAUUUAAGCUGCAACUCUUCUCGUCACACCGCUGCAGAGACCCAGAGGCCACAAGUUAGUGCAGAACCUUGCGGAGUUGUUUUUGUCCAUUCAAAUCACACCACACACAGAAGGCAUGGAUUUACAAAAGCCAACAGGGCUGCUAGUGAUGGGAGACAAAUCAGGAUGGAACAUCUCAGGAGAGAUGAGCUACACCUGUGUGUUGUUUGUGGAAAAACAUUCAGUCGGGUGGGAAAUUUAAGAAUCCACCAGCGUUGUCACACAGGAGAGAAGCCAUAUGGCUGCGUGCAGUGUGGGAGGCGAUUCAGUCAGGCAGGAGACCUGAAAAAACACAAGAGGGUCCACACAGGGGAGAAACCGUACUACUGCAACCAGUGUGGAAAGAGCUUCAGUCGAGGGGAGAAUCUCAAAAGACACCAGAGGAUCCACAUCGGAGAAACUUUGCAGUUACGGCAAGCAUGGAGUGAGCAACAGUUCUGAUUAGUUCAUUACAUAAUGCACAAAUUAAUAAAAUCGGAAGGUACUUUUGUGGCGAAAAUGUGAAUGACAAUUUUUGAUCUGUGCCCUACGUUUAGGAAACAGUUACUAGUCUGCUACAGAGGGUGUGAAAAGGGUAGUCUCUAGUAGCUCUUUGGGAAUUCUCACAACAGUCUAGAGCUGUAUUCGAUGAAAGAAAGUCGUGGUUUGCAGAUAUUAUAUCUACUCCUAAACUAAUUGAUAGGAGAAAAAAAAUGUUGCCUUGAGAAUAACUAAAUGCAUGCACUGAGUGCACAUUACCUGCUAACCUUAUUAGCCUAAAUCCAUUAUACAUAAGCAUAUAUGAUUCGUAGUUGCAGCAUAUUAAGUCAUGUUGACCUCAUUAUUUUAUACUGAAAUUAUAACAACAGAUUCAGCAGAAACCAGAACGCACCUGCCCUUAUUCAUGUGAUUUCUGAAAAUCACAUGAUAUAUCCCCACACAAAAGCUAUCAAGGAAUAUAAAGCAGACUCGUUGGCCUGUCAUUUUUAGAAGAAAUGCCAUAUUGGCUAUUGAGCUGUGAUAUAUAAAUUUGUGUCAGCAAAGAUUAAACUUGUGUUUUUGGCCAUUUCUGUAAACAUAAUGCAGCUGCAGCACGACUUUUGUGACAUGGUGUCAAGUGGUUAAUGGUCAGUGUUACAUAAUUAAAACCUAGCAUUUUCAGUUACGCUAGGCCAAAUCAAAGUUGUGAAGACAUGGAGGUGUCCAGAGGUAGUGUGUUCCUCUCUCUCCCAAAAAUAAUGGUUUAAUCCUGGAAUACUUUUCUCCUUUUUGAAAGGAACACUGACAACUAUCUGACCAAUUAGAAUGUGGUCUGAUGAGAACAUAUAAACCAAACAAUUGACCAGACCUGCAGAUGACAGCACAAAUAAUUGUGCUGUUUUGUUUUUUUUAAUGUUCCUCCAAGCACAAUGAACAGGGCUGCAGUAACUGAUCCUUAACCAGAGAGGCUGAUGCUUUACAGAUGGAGAUGCCCUCAUACAAAGGCACACUAUCAGAAUGUAAAUUAGUUCCUUCUGAGUAUUUUUUUUGUCAUGAGGAAAGCUGUGGAAUUUAAAUGAAUAGACAGUUGAAUUUGCAAACAAGUUAAAAGUUUUGGAGGUCAUUUCAGUUCAUUUGGUUGACAAACUGUGGUGCAGACUGUGACACCAUGUUAGCUCUGUUGCACCUGUUAGGAGUUUGAACAUCACACUUUCUGUCGUAUUUCUACAUAAUUGGUCCUUCUAAUGUUUGGUUAUCUCAUGUAAUUCCAGGUUUAGCUGUGAGAGGAAACUUUUCAACAAUGGCAUUUGCUUUAUAAAAGCUGUAUUUGGGCAUCUCUGCUUGUAUUAAUUUUGGUCUAAACAGAUGUUCUGUCUAAAAAGCAGGUUAAUUAGUUUUGGCUGACACUGUUAUAUAGUGUAACACACGCAGAAUGGGCUUUCAUGUUACGUAAAUGUCCAAGAUAAGGACUUUGUAAAAACCUGAACAGCAUGAUUGUCAUUAAAACUGCCUGUUAUUCCAGACUGAUUAAUUGCUUGCUUGUUUGUUAAAUCUAUUUAUUGCAAUCUGAAAUAGAGCUGCUGAAACAAUAAAUUAAUUUAUUACCACAACAAA